AUGAUGUUCAGCAGUCUUCCGGCGGCCCAAACGGGCGAACGUGGCCAGGACAUGCAGUCACCGGUGAGCUCACCGGAGCUCAUCGAUCCUCGCUAUAACCACAUGCGCAUCCCGGCCUCUUCGAGUCGCAUCCUGUACGAUGUUCCGUGUAAGGUGUGUCGAGAUCACAGCUCGGGAAAACACUACGGAAUCUACGCCUGUGACGGUUGUGCCGGUUUUUUCAAGCGAUCGAUUCGCCGCAGUCGUCAGUACGUCUGUAAAUCGAAGUCUGAAGCAGCCUGUGUGGUUGACAAAACCCACCGCAAUCAGUGUCGAGCUUGUCGGCUUAAGAAGUGUUUCGAAGUGGGCAUGAAUAAGGACGCGGUUCAACAUGAGCGUGGUCCCCGUAGCUCGACACUACGCAAGCAGAUGGCGCUAUUCAUCUCGAAGGAUUCGCCGUUGCGUCACGACAUGAUGCUAACGCCAGGUAUUCCGAUCCCGCACCAUCACCAUCAUCAUGCACACCACCACCAUCACCAUCAGCCACCUAUGGGGCUUGAUCUGUCGCUUGGACGCAAUCCUUUCUUAACACCGCCACCAUCAGUUCCUGCUGGAGGUCCUUUUCUGGGUGCAGCGGCAGCAGCAGCAGCAGUUGGUCAGCCACAAGGACCUCUGUCGCUUGUUGGACCACCACCUGGCGUGGCGGCAGGACUUUUCCCGGGCAUGCAAGCCACCCACCCACUGGUUGCUGUCGAUGCCCUACGUGAAUCAGCCGCCCAACUGCUUUUUAUGAACGUCAACUUCCUCAAGAGCCUAACGCCAUUCACUCAGCUCCCGAUGGCCGAUCAGCUCGUGCUGUUCGAAGAGUCCUGGCGCGAGUUCUUCAUCCUUGCGGUUGCGCAGUACCUCGCACCGAUCAACUUCAGUCAACUGCUGCUUGCGUACGAGUACCUUAACAACAACCGCGGCGAGGGCGGUCAAGUCAGCGAGUUCCUGCUGAAGGAAGUCGAGAUCUUCCAGGAGAUCCUGGCUCAGUUGGCCGCCUUGCGUGUCGACGCGAACGAGUACGUCUAUCUGCGCGCAAUCGCACUCUACAAGAGCGAGUUUGACGCCGAGACAAGCAUCUCAAGUGUCAGCAGCGACGGUUCGGAUGUAACUACGUCCGGUUCCUCCGCGGCGUCCGCGAAGUCAAUCGGCGAGAUUGCGACAGUACGAGCCCUCGAAGAAGGCGCUCGGGAAGCACUUGCGUCCUAUAUCAACACCUGCCGACCUGGCCCGACGAACCGUUACCGCAGCUUACUCCAACUACUGCCCGUUCUACGUAACGUCUCGAGCUACACCAUCGAGGAGCUGUUCUUCCGGCGUAACAUCGGACCAGCGCCACUACUUAAGCUCCUGCUCGAUUUCUACCGGCAGAAGUAG
Messenger RNA from Anopheles nili, 1401 nucleotides. It is a transcript of the gene tll, whose product is annotated as protein tailless. NCBI's taxonomy places the organism in Eukaryota, Metazoa, Arthropoda, Insecta, Diptera, Culicidae. Gene Ontology annotation, molecular function: RNA polymerase II cis-regulatory region sequence-specific DNA binding; zinc ion binding; nuclear receptor activity. The coding region runs from base 1 to 1401 and encodes 466 amino acids. Gene Ontology annotation, biological process: anatomical structure development; positive regulation of transcription by RNA polymerase II; cell differentiation. The record is from RefSeq and is a predicted model, not a curated record. The transcript has 2 exons.